GUCAGUCAAACACCAGACAGACAGACUCAUCUACCGCAGAACAACCUAAUCAGUAUGGACGAGCAAAGAUAUCCCGUCACUAUUCACCUUGUUGGAGUGAUGCAGAAAGAAGUUGCUAAAUUAUACAUGACUACUGUACUCUGGUCAGAUCAAAAUGAGAUCACUGUGUACAGAUCGCUUGAAGACUUCAAGACGCUGCAUAGACAACUCAAGAAGAAGUUCCCUCCUUCAAACCCCAUUAAAAGGUCAGGAAGGAUUGUUCCCAAAUUUAAAGCUGCACGAGUGCAGAAGAACAUGCAAAAGUGGAGCCCAAGUAAGUCGGUGCUCAGACUGAAGGCUCUGGAUGAAUACUGCAGUGAACUGUUGAAGAGUGAUCCCCGUAUCUGCCAUAGCUCAGAGCUCCUCCAGUUCCUGCUUCCCAAACCCCAGGACCUCGAUUCUGAAUUUGCAAAAAACAGUAUCGUGAUCAUGCCAUCAGACACCUCUAUGGGCAACGGUAAUGUUGGAAUUAACAACGUUACUCAACCCUUUGUCACCGAAGCAUACCGCUGCAUAGCUACUUUUGAGACCAAGGACACCAAGAAUCAGCCCUUCAAGGUUGAGGUGGAUGAGAUUGUGGAUGUGCUCAUUAAGGACCAAAAAGGAUGGUGGCUGGUGGAAAAUGAAGCCAAACAUCUCGCUUGGUUUCCUGCUCCGUAUCUACAGAGAGCUGAGAUGGAUGAUGAUGGUCCUGAUAUGAUGGACGCUGGAAGUGUUUUCUAUGUUGCCACCAAAAGUUACAAAGCCACGAACAGUGAUGAACUAUCAGUCGAGAUCGGGUAUGUGGUGGAGGUGUUGCAGAAGUCUGACAACGGCUGGUGGAUAGUGAGGUACAAUCGAAGGGCAGGCUUUGUUCCAUCUAUGUACCUGCAACCAUACAACAACCCACGGAUGAACCUGAUGCCUCCUAAGCGGGAGAUAACCAGCUCCACUCUUGACUUGGCACAGCUUCAACGUCCUGGAGAAAAUUUCCUGCAGGUCUCCAGCCGUGAGCUUAGCCGAUCCCAGGGCAACUUGGGACCUCCAGGAAGCACCCUGGACCCUAAAGAUAAGCAGAUGUCACGAUCAAUGAGCAGGCUUCCGGAUGCUCGUACAACACGACUGACUCCACCGUCAGUCCGCGUGGAGUUUGCCGAGAACGGUCACCAAAGCAGCCUAAGCGACGACAGCGAAGAGUUCAGCGACGACAGCAGCUUCUCCGGGAGCGAAGCGCAAUUACGCCGGAGUCGCACCCCUACGCCUGACUCUUUUGGCAGCCUGAGCCCUCAAAGUGCCGGAGAAGGCAAGAUGAUAGGAAGCAAAUCAGACCCUAGUCUCAACAAGAUGCCCUCCACCCCCAAGAUACCACCCAGACCCCAUGCUCAGGAGAUACUCAAACGCUGCACCACCGUCACACGCAAAAACCUGCAGAGAACUAAUUAGGACGAUGUCUUGAGAACUUUAGGUUACACGUUUGAGGAGUUCAUCUUUGAGCUCAGGCACAGACAAGCAUUAACGUCCACCUGCUUAUUUUAGAGGUUCAGUGGAGAUUCUUGUACACAUUUACUCUACUAGAACUAUGUUUAGAUCUUAUUCUUGAAACUGACUAUUAUGUAUGUUAUAAUGAGGUCUACAUGAUUCUAGAAAAACUGCUCUUUGGAUCAGAUUAGAGUUGAUGAUCUUUUACUGAAGAAAAGAUAAUGAUUGACACAGCCUAGAAAUCUUUUACAAUCCAUAUGCAUAUUUAUCUAAGAUCUGUGUCUUUUCUAGUUUUCCAUCUUUGAAGAAAAAACCUUCUUUCCAUAGUGGAAAAUAUUACUUGUGCCUUAUAUGCAUUGUAUAUCCUGACAUAUGUUAUACUUCAACAUUGUACACUCUUCAGAGUUGACUUGUUGCAUAUUUUCCCCAUGUUGAUUGCCUGUAAAUAUAAAAUAAAAUA
Molecule: messenger RNA, 1957 nt
Organism: Labeo rohita (rohu)
Lineage: Eukaryota; Metazoa; Chordata; Actinopteri; Cypriniformes; Cyprinidae
Gene: noxo1a
Product: NADPH oxidase organizer 1a
Exons: 8
Coding region: 55-1461 (468 amino acids)
Biological process (GO): superoxide anion generation
Molecular function (GO): phosphatidylinositol binding; protein binding; superoxide-generating NADPH oxidase activator activity
Source: RefSeq, a predicted model, not a curated record